Phlebotomus argentipes is the source of this 1230-nucleotide messenger RNA. Its product is annotated as protein-L-histidine N-pros-methyltransferase. The transcript has 4 exons. The coding region runs from base 201 to 1124 and encodes 307 amino acids. Gene Ontology annotation, molecular function: protein-L-histidine N-pros-methyltransferase activity. Lineage: Eukaryota; Metazoa; Arthropoda; Insecta; Diptera; Psychodidae. The record is from RefSeq and is a predicted model, not a curated record.
ACAAAUCGAUUAAAUGCUCAGCCCUGCCAUUGCAGCUGAGCCGAUGAUUUGUUAUCGUUGUGAUAAAAAGUGUUUCUUCACGCAUUCCUUAUCUUAAUUCCCACUCUGUGUGAUUACGGCACUUUAGACGAUUACCCACAGACACUACAGAUGCUAAGCAAUUGAAGAAUCUGCGACGCGAGAGCUGAAUAGAGUGCACGAUGACCACGUACCGCCCGAAGGGAGCUCUCGCGAGGGCUGUUUACGACAAGGUGCACAAUGACCAGUAUCUCGAUGGAUACGACAUGAAGCUGUGGUACGAGAUGCCAAAACCCCUGGCGAAGAGGUUCCAGACCAAAUUCAUAGACUUUAAGGAGCCCGACAACAUUACGAUGGAGUGGCUGGACAAGGCCAAGUUUAAAUCAUCGAAUCUCUGGGUUCAGGUGUGGCAUAUCGUGGCCCGCCUCUUCCUGGGCAUCUUCAUGACCCAGACAGACGUCAAUGGCCUCCUGAAACGUGGCUCUAUGUUCAUCUUGUCGGAACAGCAAUUCAUGGAACUCCUGAGGGCUGGAGGCUUUCGCAUUGACCAAUUGGGCGAUGCCUUCGACAUGCUAGAUAUCGGAGCCGGAGACGGCGAAGUGACCACCCGCUUGGCUCAGGCAGUGUUCCGUCUGGGUCCUGAGAACAUGCCGAUGCGCGUGUUCACGACUGAAACCAGCUGGACGAUGCGUGAACGUCUCCAGAAGAGGCAUUUCACUGUGAUCGAUAAGAUAACGGAUGUGCAGCAAAUUGACCUGAUAGCUUGUCUCAAUGUCCUCGAUCGCUGUGCCGAUCCACACCAGAUACUCAGCGACAUUCACGCCACGCUGUCGCCACGGGGAAGGGCCGUCUUUGCCCUUGUUCUGCCGUACAGCCACUACGUGGAGAUGAACACGUCACACAUGCCCAUCAAGCCUCUUCUGCCCCACUGGCCGCACAGCCAGCGGGUGCCGUUCGAGGAGGAGGCCACUGUGUUCUUCGAGCAGCUUGAGGAGGCCGGUUUCCGCGUUGAGGCCUGGACGAAGGCGCCGUACUUGUGCGAAGGGGAUCUGCGGCAAUCCUUCUACUGGCUCAUCGAUAUUGUUGCUGUUGUUUCAAAGAAAUAAUUCACAGAUACGAGUCGUGCAACUGCCAAUCUACCAAAGUUCUCUUGACAAAUCAAUUUUGUUAAUAAAAAGUUGUAGGAAAUUUCAGGCAAUUGCAAGAUUUUUU